Molecule: messenger RNA, 2307 nt
Organism: Hypanus sabinus (Atlantic stingray)
Lineage: Eukaryota; Metazoa; Chordata; Chondrichthyes; Myliobatiformes; Dasyatidae
Exons: 3
Coding region: 250-2307 (685 amino acids)
Source: RefSeq, a predicted model, not a curated record
AUUUUCCAACAGGAAAUUGCAGACCGCUUAAAGGACAUUCUGGACAAAAUUAAUUUUGCACUGAACAGCGCAAGAUGUGACUACCACCAAGUGCAAAAUGUCACCUUCACCUCUGAGAAAAAAGACAGGGAGUGCUUGAUAAAUGCAAUCACUGAGUUUGCAACUAGCGCCAACACCAAAGUGGAAAUCCUUAAGUUUAUUCUACAGUGGCUGUCAAAGAGCAGUCAAAUUUUAAUUGAAGAAGAAGAGAUGGAGGACGAUGAAGAAGCUGAGAAGUUGUCAACAGAAUGGAUUGAGGAAGUUAACUUGAAAGUGCUAACAAGAUUGGCUUCUUUCCAAACUGGCAUAGAUCAUCUACAUAUAUUAUCCAAAGCCCUGUUUGAACUUCAACAUGAGCUUUUAAAAUCUACAUCAAAAGAAACUGGCAGCAAGGACACCACUGGCAAACGGGGGAGAGAGAAAAAGACAGAACUCAAAUUACUCAUGUAUCUCCAGGACAUGCAACCAAUGAGCACUGCCAAAAUGGUGGAACCACACAAUGGGAAACGGUUGGAAGCAGCAGUGGGAGAGAUUGAUGUGAUUCUAGCAGAUAUCACAAGGUAUCUUCCUUGCAAGAAAGUCCAGACAAUUGCCUUCAGGUAUGUUGGAAAAUUCAUUGAGAACCUUCACAAGGCAUUUCUCAUUCGGUCACAGGAAUACUCUGAGGUGGAAAAUGAACUAAGAAAGGCCGAGUCAAUUGGAUCCCAGAAUGCUGACUGUAAUCUGGCUAUUGAACUGAAACGUCUUCAAGAACACAGCAGUGCCCUCAAAACUCAAGCAGAAUUAGCAGAAUAUCAUUACAAGGAGGUGUCCAGCAAGAACCAGGACCUGGAAAAAACCAUCAAAUGUUUGAGGUCCAAAAUUGAGCAACUACAAAAUGGUGGGAAAGUCACUUCUGAAGAGAUCCCUCCGCCUGCUGAUUUGCUGGUGGAAAAAAAGCAGGCAAACAAAAUAAGCCAAAGUGUAGCACUGGUGAAAACGUCAAAGCAAAAAUUAAUUCUUGCAGAAAAUUUAAAGGUGAAAGGUCCCUCGAAUGAGGAGCCCAAAAAUAUUCUUUUUGGUGGGCAGGAUAGAACUGCAGAACAAAGAGUUGUCUCAGGGAAAAAUAUUCCCUUUGGAAAACCAGAGGAACAAAAGAUUGCCCCAGAAGUAUGCAAGAAGAAAACCCCUCCCUUUGGAAAGUCUACAAGGGAAAGUAUUUCCACAAAGCUAUCCAUUGGAAGGAUAACUCCUACAAGAUCGCCCAAAUUGGAAAUGAUCCUUAAUGAAGCAGUGAAGAGAAAGAUGACUAAAUCCAAUCUGAAUUCAGGGAAGAAACAGAGGGCAUGGGUUCAGAAAGAAGAAGCAUUAAAGACCAAAGCCCAGCUGAUGGUUGUGGAUUUGCUAACAGAUUUUCAAACUGCUGUUCUGUAUUCACUAGACCAUGGGCUACACAGUGGUAAAGACCUUGCACCAGAUGAUAUCGGUAAAGUGCAAGCACUUCUCAAGUCUGAGUUAAAGAAUCUUUAUGGAGUGAUUGAAAAUAUGAUUAAAGAAAUCUCUAUGCAAAAGCUCAAACAAGAACCUAUAGAGCAACCUGUCCAAGAUAGAAAGCCACUGGAGGAAAACCUGGCAGAGAAAUCAAAGGAGCAGCAACCUGAUUUAAUUGUUUUUGCAGAGCUUAUUGAGGAAAUUUCCAGAUUUGGGAUUAUUCAAGAGAUUGCUCUUGAUGAGCUGAGUGCCCAAGUUCAAUACUUCAUUGAAGAAACCAAACAGGACCAGAGCUUGUCACAAGAAGAAAUGCAUUUCCAUGAAAAGACCCUGCAAGCCUUAGAUACAAUUCUAGCACUGCAGAAAAGGUCCUCUCGGGCUGGAAUGGAUCAGUUAAUUAGGAUUCAAGAGGUAAUCAGUAACUUAUACUCCAGUAACAGUGCCCUUGAGCUUUAUAGAAAGGAAGUAAACCUGCAGACUGAAUACAGUAAGAACGAAGGGAUUUAUCUCCCUGUGACUCCAUCAGCAAUAACAGGAAGAACAAUUCAACCAAGGGGAGAAGACCUCCAGGUUGCUGAAGACAAGAAAAUUGUGGAAAUAUCAUAUACUGUGAAUGUUGCAUACCUCAGGACAACCUGUAAAAUUUUGGACCAAGCAGAGUAUGAUGGCAUCAUUUCCAAACAACUGAAUACCAUUGCUACACACCUGAUAUACAAGACACUAACAACUAUUCAGCUCCGACUGGCCUAUCUGUUCAGAAAAUAUUUCGCUUUCCAUCGUAUCCAAAUCUUUAGGUAG